AUGUGGGGAGUCAAAUUUGCCAACGAUGAGCCUUUUGUUAUUUCCAUCUUCGGCAUCCAAUACCCCACCGGAGAGCCAACCGACGACCAGGAACAUCUCACGGACGAAUUUAACGCACUGAUGAAUGAAAACCCGGUAUUUGUGUACCGAUUAAUGAAAGAUGGUCGUGGUUCUAUUUCUGCCGGAAAGACCUUCAUCUGGCUCACCUACUGGAAGACCCAUGGGGACUAUAAAGCUUGGUGGGAGCAGGAAGAUGUCUCUCACUUUUGGAAAGACCUCCCAUCCGAAUCUGGCAUGUGGAGGGAGGUAAUGAAACCUUCUCCGCGGCGAAGCCAGUAUGGAACCAAUCAGACGUAUGAGAAUGGAAUGGGUCAGUUGGGCACCAGAGUCUCUCUUGGCGAGAAAUCCAGUUACUGGGGAUGUUAUCGCCACCGAAUGGCCGACUCUUCUGUUGAUAAAUUCGCAUCACCAACCCCUGGUUCCAAGCCAAUUUGUCCUCGGGCACCUGAAUCGAAUCUUGAUCGGCCUGGUCGAGUCCAACAUGUGGAAAUCGCCGACAACCUCUGCUUUGUAGUAGAGGGACAGGACCAUACUGAAUUGUUAGCUGAAGAGCGCAAUCACUGGUUCGAGAAUUUUGAUGGCAGUUUCAACCAGUGGGUCAAGGAUCUUGUAGAUGCUGGACCCGAGGCGGGAAUCCUUGAUGCUAGAUUGUGUUAUGAGCCCGGUAGUGGUACAUUCUGCGAUUCUGAGCCUCGGGCUCUGAGUGCUCUUCAGUACAACAAGAAAGUUCAGUUGUUCUAUUUCAAGGACUUGAGCUAUAUGGAGCGGAUCGGGCGCCUCAACAAAGGACAUGUUGAUAUGAGAAAACGCUUCCUUGAAUCGUAUGGAUCCGAGGGAGAAAUGAAAGAUGGGAAGAUCUGCUUGUGGGUAGAGACCGUAGUUCUGAAAGCGGAUGAGGUGGAGUGCGAGUAUAUUGGAUGUGCCGAGGGCACUGGUUUUAUGCCGACAAUUGUGAAAUCUUCAAUUUAA
Messenger RNA from Penicillium vulpinum, 1029 nucleotides. Its product is annotated as phenylacetaldoxime dehydratase family protein. Bases 1 to 1029 code for a protein of 342 amino acids. NCBI's taxonomy places the organism in Eukaryota, Fungi, Ascomycota, Eurotiomycetes, Eurotiales, Aspergillaceae. The transcript has a single exon. The record is from RefSeq and is a predicted model, not a curated record.